Messenger RNA from Momordica charantia (bitter melon), 3268 nucleotides. The record is from RefSeq and is a predicted model, not a curated record. Lineage: Eukaryota; Viridiplantae; Streptophyta; Magnoliopsida; Cucurbitales; Cucurbitaceae.
UCCAAUGCGUUUACAAUAUCGAUUUCUCUUUGUUCUCCCUGUGUUUUCGUCAUUUGUUCAUCUUUGGUUGCAUCAAUGGCGUUGAGAUACAGGAAAAAUGAUGAAAUGGUGAUCGUAAACCAUGAGGAACGAUCGUCUAUGGCAAAAAAUCACAAACGGCGGUGGAGGAUGGCCUUCGCGGCGAUUUGUUUCACCAGAGUUCUCAUUUCUCUGUCGAAGAAAGUCGGCGGCCGGCGCAAGUCCGGCGGCCUCUUGCGCUCGCUCUCUUACGUUGCUGUUGAUGUGCCACUGAACGAUGGUGAUAGCACGGAUUGCGGCGAGCUGUCGUGCAUGGCGGCGUUUUCCGACGUCGAUCGGGAAGUUCUGAGCGAGAUGGUGAGGGAGAAGGAUUCUGAUUGUUUGGAUCGAUUUGGAGGUGUUGAAGGAUUGGCAGCUCUUCUGGAAACCAGUGCCAAUGGCGGAAUUAGUGCAACUGAUGAUGACCUAAUUGCCAGAAGAAACGCUUUCGGAGCCAACACAUAUCCGAAGCUCCAUGGCAGAAGCUUCCUCAGUUUCGUGAUCGAAGCGUUCAAGGACACUACGAUUAUCAUUCUCUUGAUCUGUGCAGCGCUUUCUUUAGGAUUUGGAAUUAAGCAGCACGGUUGGGACGAUGGAUGGUACGACGGCGGCAGCAUUGUGAUCGCCAUAUUUCUGGUGGUGGUGGUUUCCGCUGUGAGCAACUUCAACCAGUCGAGACAGUUCGAGAAGCUUUCCGACGAGAGAGACGACAUCAAAAUUGAUGUCGUGAGAGCCGGUCGACGAAAACCAGUUUCGAUAUUCGAGGUCGUGGUUGGAGAUGUCGUGCGGUUGAAAAUCGGCGAUCAGGUUCCGGCCGACGGAGUGUUUCUCGAGGGGCAUUCGCUGAAAGUCGACGAGUCGAGCAUGAACGGAGAGAGCGAACACGUUGAAGUAAAUCUAGGGACUAAUCCGUUUCUGCUAUCGGGAACAAAAGUGAGCGAUGGAUUUGGUGUGAUGAUGGUUACUUCUGUGGGAAUGAACACGGCCUGGGGAGAGAUGAUGAGCUCAAUAAGGGAGGAAGUUAAUGAGCUUACUCCAUUACAAGCGCGCUUGAACAAGAUGACCGCCGUCGUUGGGAAGCUCGGGCUGACGGUCGCCGUGCUUGUUCUUCUUGUUCUAUUGCUUCGCUACUUCACCGGGAGCACCAAGGAGUUCAAUGGAAGCAAGACAUCAUUCAACAGCGUGAUGAAUGCGGUUCUCGGCAUGGUUGCUGCUGCUGUUACGAUCGUUGUGGUGGCGAUUCCCGAAGGUUUGCCUCUUGCUGUUACUUUAACUUUAGCUUACUCCAUGAAAAAGAUGAUGGCGGAUAAUGCAAUGGUUAGAAAACUCUCCGCUUGUGAGACCAUGGGCUCCGCUACAACAAUUUGUACGGACAAAACAGGCACCCUCACUUUGAAUGAGAUGAAAGUGACUGAGUUCUGGAUUGGGGCAGAUGAAAUAGACAGAUAUUCCUCUUCUACGAUUGAAGCCAAAGUUGUUGAAGUUCUGCACCAAGCAAUUGGACUGAACACAGCUGGUAGUGUUCAAAGACAGCCAACUUCUUCUUCAUUGCUACCAGAAAUAUUCGGGAGUCCGACCGAGAAAGCGAUACUAUCUUGGGCGGUUUUUGACCUGGAUUUGAACUUAGAUGAACUGAAGAAGCAUCAUGAGAUAAUCCAAGUGGAGACUUUCAAUUCAGAGAAAAAGAGGAGCGGGGUUUUGACGAGACAAUACGGUGAGAGGCUUAUACAUACACACUGGAAGGGAGCGGCAGAGAUGAUAUUAGCCAUGUGUUCGUAUUGUUACGAGAGACAAGGAACAGUUAGAGCCAUCGAUGAUGAAGGAAGAAGGCGCCUUGUUGCUAUAAUCACAACCAUGGCAGAGAAAAGUCUGCGAUGCAUAGCCUUUGCCCACAAGACGAAUGGAGAAGAUCAAAAUCUAGAGACUCCUGCAAAACUCGACGAAUCGGGAUUGACAUUACUGGGGAUUGUGGGUUUGAAGGAUCCUUGCAGGCCAGGAGUUAGAGCAGCGGUAGAAUCAUGUAGAGCUGCUGGAGUGAACAUAAAAAUGGUAACAGGUGAUAAUCUGCACACAGCAACAGCCAUAGCAAUUGAAUGCGGUAUACUUGAUCUCAAUGAUGAUUUGAGUAGUGAAGUUGUAGUAGAGGGCAAAGAAUUUAGAAACUACACACCUGAGGAGAGAUUGGAAAGGGUUGGUAGAAUCCGAGUGAUGGCUAGAUCUUCCCCAUUCGACAAACUUCUCAUGGUACAGUGCUUGAAGAAUCAGGGCCAUGUGGUGGCAGUCACUGGUGAUGGCACAAACGACGCCCCUGCUCUUCACGAGGCAGACAUUGGCCUUUCCAUGGGGAUUCAAGGAACUGAAGUGGCAAAGGAGAGCUCGGACAUAGUCAUCUUGGACGAUAACUUCACGUCAGUAGUGACCGUCUUGAAAUGGGGAAGAUGCGUUUACAACAACAUUCAGAAGUUCAUUCAAUUUCAGCUAACCGUGAAUGUUGCUGCACUUGUUGUCAACUUCAUCGCUGCCGUCUCUUCCGGUAAAGUCCCCCUAACUGCAGUUCAGCUACUGUGGGUGAACCUCAUAAUGGACACAGUGGGAGCUUUAGCCUUAGCCACAGAGCGACCCACCAACGAUCUCAUGCUGAAAACGCCAGUCGGGAGAUCCGAGCCAUUGGUAACCAAAGUCAUGUGGAGGAACCUCAUUGCUCAGGCUGUGUAUCAGGUGACAGUCCUGCUGGUUUUGGAAUUCAAAGGAAGAUCCAUCUUCAAUGUGAAUGAAAGGGUAAAAAGCACGCUCAUCUUCAACACUUUUGUUCUGUGCCAAAUCUUCAAUGAGUUCAAUGCAAGGAAGCUGGAGAAGAAGAACAUAUUCGAAGGAUUACACAGAAGCAAGCUCUUUUUGGCAAUAAUUGCAAUAACCAUUGCUUUUCAAGUGAUAAUGGUGGAGCUUCUGGGAAGGUUUGCCAAUACUGAGAGGUUAAAUUGGAGCCAGUGGGGAUCAUGCAUUGGCAUUGCUGCUUUGUCUUGGCCAAUUGGAUGGGUCUCCAAGUUAAUACCAGUUUCUGCCAUGGAAUUUCCAAGGAGAAGAACUUCUGCACCAUGAAAGCUUCAAUCAACACAAUCAGACUUGUUUAGCAACUCCAAAAGACGGUUUCCUUCAAACAUGACUUGUUUACAGAAAUUAAAGUUCAUCUCCUUGAUACUUGGCAAAUCAU